AUGGUUGACGUACCUGUAUCUUUAAAGGGAAAGAAAUACCCAGCAAAGGAGCAUGCUAAGAAAGUUUGUACUCACUUUAAGUGCAAAAGUAAGACGGGGUCAAAAAGCGAUGUUGCAUUUUUCAUCAGUGGUGAAGAUUUAGAAUUGUACGAUUACUGUGAUCAAACCAAGCCUAUUAGACAAAAUAGAUACUUUUUCUACUUGAGUGGAGUAUCAAUUCCAGGGUCCCAUGUUUUGUAUCAAUGUGGUACGGAUAAAUUGGUCCUUUAUCUCCCCAACAUUGAUUUAGAUGAUGUUAUGUGGUCCGGAAUGCCAAUGAGCUUAGAAGAGGCCAAGGAUAAAUAUGACAUGGACGAAGUCAAAUAUGUUUCUGACUUGAAAAAGGACCUUGAAGCUGUUGCCGAAUCAUCGACAAUUUAUACUACAGACGUUAAUAAAUUCAACCAGCAAUGUGGACAAUUUUUAACUGAAAAGGAUGAAGACUUUUUUUUUGCCUUAGAUGAAUCUAGAUUACUCAAGGAUUCAUAUGAGAUUGAAUUAAUGCGUCACGCUGCUUCUAUUACUGAUAAGUGCCACUUAGCUGUCAUGUCUGCUAUCCCUAUCGAAACGAAUGAAACCCAUAUCCAUGCAGAAUUCAUGUACCAUGCUCUCAGACAAGGUUCCAAGUACCAAUCUUAUGAUCCUGUUUGUUGUAGUGGUCCAAACUGUUCUACAUUACACUAUGUAAAGAACGAUGAGGAAAUUGAUUCCAAGAGAUCAAUUUUGAUCGAUGCUGGGGCUGAAUGGGAAUGCUACGCGAGUGAUGUUACUAGAUGUUUUCCUAUCAAUGGAGAUUGGUCUAAAGAACAUCUCGAAAUAUACAAUGCUGUCCUAAAAAUGCAAUCUACAACCAUGAAAAUGAUCAAGCCCGGCGCCAACUGGGACGACCUUCAUUUAACUGCCCACAAAAUCAUGAUUGACGAAUUCUUGAAAUUGGGUAUUUUCAACUCCAAGUUCUCUGCCCAAGAACUCUAUGAAUCCAAAAUCUCCGCUAGAUUCUUUCCCCAUGGGUUGGGCCAUUUGUUAGGUAUGGACACCCACGAUGUUGGUGGCCGUCCAAACUACGAAGAUCCAGACCCAUUGUUGCAAUAUUUGAGGUUGCGUAGAACUUUACAAGCCGGAAUGGUCCUCACUGACGAGCCUGGUAUCUACUUCUCGCCAUUCUUGUUAAAGGAUGUCUUAGAGGACGAAUCAAAGAUGAAGUACAUCAACAAGGAUGUGUUGGACAAAUACUGGUACAUUGGAGGUGUGAGAAUCGAAGAUGACUUGUUAGUCACCGAAUCUGGCUACGAAAAUUUCACCAGUAUCACCUCAGAUCCUAAAGAGAUCUCCAAGAUUGUUAAGCAAGGAUUGUCUAAAAACAAAGACGCUUUCCAUAAUGUUAUAUAG
Molecule: messenger RNA, 1428 nt
Organism: Debaryomyces fabryi
Lineage: Eukaryota; Fungi; Ascomycota; Pichiomycetes; Serinales; Debaryomycetaceae
Product: putative Xaa-Pro dipeptidase
Exons: 1
Coding region: 1-1428 (475 amino acids)
Molecular function (GO): manganese ion binding; metalloaminopeptidase activity
Source: RefSeq, a predicted model, not a curated record